Sabethes cyaneus is the source of this 981-nucleotide messenger RNA. RefSeq names its product protein obstructor-E. The transcript is spliced from 4 exons. NCBI's taxonomy places the organism in Eukaryota, Metazoa, Arthropoda, Insecta, Diptera, Culicidae. Gene Ontology annotation, molecular function: chitin binding. The record is from RefSeq and is a predicted model, not a curated record. Gene Ontology annotation, cellular component: extracellular region. Bases 1 to 981 code for a protein of 326 amino acids.
AUGUUCAGUCGAGAAGCGGUCGUCAAGAUGAAAGCAGCUGCCCAGCUCGGUCUUAGUUUCCUAGUGCUUCUGAGUGUUGUGAUUGGCCUAUCGGCAGCGCAAAGCCAACUAAGAAGGCAAUAUGAAACCAAUCGCCGCACGCCCGCCCGCGAUAGAGGAGCCCCGGUGAAAGAGUCACCCGUCCGGGAAACAAAAAAUCCGAACCGUGAAGCGCCGGCGACCGUAGACGAAGAAUUGGACCCGGAGCUGUCCGAGAACUGUCCCGAGCCCAACGGAUUCUUCGCGGAUGCUGAGCAGUGUGACAAGUACUAUGCGUGUCGAGAGGGCCACAUUGAGGAGAAGCUCUGCCCGGAUGGCAUGGUGUUCAACGAUUAUGACCUGGAACAGGAAAAAUGUGAUUUACCGUUUAACAUUGAUUGCUCUAAGCGGCCAAAGUUUCAAACACCCAUUCCAUCCCAGCACUGCCCUCGGCAAAACGGAUACUUUGCCGGUGAAGGCGGAUCCUGCGACAAGUUCUAUUACUGUGUUGAAGGAAAGUUUAACAUGAUUACAUGUCCCGCUGGACUGGUUUUCAAUCCUAGAACCGGAAUCUGCACAUGGCCUGACGAGGCCGCCAAAGUGGGAUGCUCUUCCGAGGAAUUAUUCAAAUUCACUUGCCCGAAAGUGAAUGAAACGUUCGCUGUCAGCCACCCGAGGUAUGCCGAUCCGGAAGACUGCCAGUUCUUCUACGUGUGUAUUAACGGUGAAACGCCACGCCGUAAUGGCUGCAAGCUGGGACAGGUCUUUGAUGAUACCGCCAAGCACUGUGAAUGGGCACGAAAGGUUCCAGAAUGCGCUGACUGGUACAAAAAUCGUUUGACUGAUGCUGAGCUGGAUGCACUGGAAAAUCCACCAACCACAAAGGCUCCGGCAAACAAAGGUUCGACUAAGGUUUCUCGUCGACGACCGUCCAAAAAACCAAAGCUUGAAGAAGAGGAGUAG